Molecule: messenger RNA, 941 nt
Organism: Protobothrops mucrosquamatus (brown spotted pit viper)
Lineage: Eukaryota; Metazoa; Chordata; Lepidosauria; Squamata; Viperidae
Gene: CFAP141
Product: chromosome unknown C1orf189 homolog
Exons: 4
Coding region: 44-391 (115 amino acids)
Source: RefSeq, a predicted model, not a curated record
AGUCAAGAGAAGAAAAACAGAGGGAUCAUAUACUGAUUUCUCCAUGGCAUCCUCCGAGCAGAAAAAAGAGCCACUCACCCAUGCUGCCUUACGUGAGAAAUUACUGAAAGAAGAAGAGAUGCUGGCAAAAUUUAAAGAGUUUUCCAAAUUUCUUCAAAGCUGGGAACGUGGCCGAGCCAUGUGUCUUCAGCUGAAAUCACAGGAAGACAGGUGUUUUGCAAGAAGCAGGAAGAGGCACCAAGCAGAAAUGAAAGAAGAAAUGCACUAUGCUAAUAAACAGCUGAUGAUGCUUCGACAGGCAGCUUUAAAACAUCUCCUAACUACUGAACACCUGCAAUACCAGCUGGAAUUUAACCAUUUGGGAAUGUCAUUUUAUGCUGAACGGCUCUGAAAAUCUCAAACAUAUGUAACAGUUUGGGCUAUAAUAUGUAGGGUAGGUAUUUUUAUACAGUACUCUGUAUCUAGAAAGAGUGUUUUCCUCAAUAUCAAUUAAAUAUUUAAAUUUAUAAAGAGAAAGAGAAUAUUUUUCUUUCUUUUGACAGAUGGUAAAAUUGCACAUUUGUCUUUGGCUGAAUUAUAUAGAGCAAUGGAAGAUCAACUUAAUGUAGAUUAAAACAAAAUAAGUUGCAAAAUGAGGAAUAAUCCAAGAAAUUAGGCAGUAGAAGAAGAAAGUGAAGUGAAAGAAAAUGUAAGAAUAUGUUUAAUUUUCCCAGUGAAGUAAAUGAAUUACAGAAAUGUUUAAAUUUAGUUGAAUUUUCUCUUGGGUGAGGAUGAUACUGAAAAAAAGUCAGCAUCUAUACAUAAAUGUUUGGAGCAUGUACAAAAGCUGGUGAACAAUCUAAAUAUAUAUUUAAGCCAGUAUUUAAGCCAGUUUAAUUAAAUAUAUGUACAUUUUGUUCUUUAGUUUAAAUGUUUCAGAAAAGCUUGUAUAUUAUAAUUAU